This is a messenger RNA of Esox lucius (northern pike), 1794 nucleotides long. RefSeq names its product GTPase IMAP family member 4. The record is from RefSeq and is a predicted model, not a curated record. The transcript has 4 exons. The coding region runs from base 277 to 1344 and encodes 355 amino acids. Gene Ontology annotation, molecular function: GTP binding. Lineage: Eukaryota; Metazoa; Chordata; Actinopteri; Esociformes; Esocidae.
AGUACAUUUUCACUUUCGAAAUAAAAUGAAAGCAAUCUACCACAGUGCGGAUAUAUCAGAUUUUAUCAGCGUAUAGUUAUGCCAGGGGGACAGAUACGUAAUCAACGUAUAUUAGUGGUUGUUUUAGCAUUUUUACUAAAUGGUGUCUGACUGUAUUAAUAGCUUUCUUUAGGAGAUUAACAACAGCGCGGUUUCGAAUUCAUCGAAAGGCCUACACCUACGCCCCGUGAAUUCUGUGGUUGAUAUGCUAGAUAUGCUUGAUACACAUCAGCUAAAAUGGCAUCCAAUGAGAGUUGUACACCAGGAAGGAGAAGAUCGAGCAUUAAUGAGCCUCCUUAUAUGUCUGGCAAUGAAGAGCUUAGAGUGCUUGUCUUUGGUAGAAAUGGUCACAGUCAGUUUUCUCUGACAAACUCAAUUCUGCUGAGAGAGAUCUUCAAAUCUCAGGAUGUUUGCAGUAUCAAAGAGGGUCAGAAACACAGGGGGGAGGUUUGUGAAAGAAAAAUUGCUGUAGUCAACACCCCAAACCUGUCUGAGAAUGAGGCAUCCCAGAAAGAGAUGAAACGGGAGUUUUUGAGGGCUGUUUGUAUGACCUCCCCUGGUCCCUACGUCAUUCUCUUUGCCCUGGACCCAAACAAUAUUUCCCCAAAUGCAGUAGGUCUUCUGCAACUCAUCACCAACCAUUUUGGGGAAAACGUCCUGAAACACGUCAUGAUUGUAGUGUGCCAUGAAAGAAAAAAGGAUUCAGGUUUUAAGGAGAGACUCAAGAAAAACAGAGAAUUCAAUGAACUUAUUGAAAAGUGUGGUCAAAGGUUUUACCUCUUCAACCUGCAGAACUCCCCAAGAGAACUCCUGGACAGGAUCGAUGACAUGGUGAUGGAAAAUGAUAGCCAGUUCUACUCCAAUCAUCGAUACCAGGAAGUUGAGGGCAGAAUCCAAAAAGAGGAGCGUUUCAUUAUGAAAGAAAGAGAGAAAGAGGUGGUAAAAAAGCGCAAAGACCUGGAAAACAAGUACACUUGUGAGGAACUGGAAAAGGAGCUAGAGCAGUUUGAGGCAAGGAUAAAAUCAGAAAACAGAGAGCGUGCUGAGAGGAAGAUUUCAGAGAUACUGGGAUUUACUGUCAGAGCAGUUGACUAUGUUGCCGCUGUAGGUAAAGUUGCAGCAGUUGGAGCUUUGUGUGGAUUGCCCAUGGGGUUUGAGGGAAUGUUGGUAGGAGGGACUGUAGGUGCCAUUGUUGGGUGUGUGAUAGGAGGGGGGGUCCAAGCAGCAUGGGACUAUGUUGGAAACGCUGCUGCGCAAAUGAACGCAGUAAGACAAUGGUGGCAGGCACAUGACAACAAUGACUGAAAUCAUUGUUGGUACUGGAGCAUAAUUGCACAAAACGUACUUCUGCAAAAGGACAAAAAUAAAACAUUUUCAAAUGCAUUUUCAUCAUCAUAGCAGCAACUCAACAACCCACACUCGUCAGCAAAGAAAAUGUGUGUGGUUUGGAGAUACUUUCCUAUGAGGCAAAGGUGCUUUUCACAUUAAUUGUGAUAUUAUUGUGAAGCUGUCGUGUGCUAAUCCAUUGUUGAAAAGCGGUGCAGAGAGCAUGUUAGCAUACGUUAUGUCUUUACCUUGUUUUUUCAAACAGUUUGAAUGGGGGUCAUUUAAGUGCCUAUAUAAAAAUAUAUAUACAGUACUGUAAAAAAGUCAUAGGCUAUCCAAGUAAAUUACUUUAGUUUGACUUUCUGAUGCCUAAGACUUUUGCACAGUACUGUAUAUUGUUAGACACGUGUUAUAGCUAAACAUGUACUG